Penicillium arizonense is the source of this 279-nucleotide messenger RNA. RefSeq names its product putative RING finger domain protein. NCBI's taxonomy places the organism in Eukaryota, Fungi, Ascomycota, Eurotiomycetes, Eurotiales, Aspergillaceae. The record is from RefSeq and is a predicted model, not a curated record. Bases 1 to 279 code for a protein of 92 amino acids. The transcript has 3 exons.
AUGGCCAUCGUCCUAGGCAUCGGACUUGGGGUGGUGCUCCUUAUCGUGCUGAGUUUAAUUUUGACGAUUGUCAUCAACCGCAGGGAUCGGCGGUCAUUUCUACGCUCGAAGAAAGAUCCCGAUGAGCGCUUGCGGAGUUUGGAUGCUGUUGCUCCGAUUUGCACGCUUGAGAAGUGGUGGACUACCACGAAAGGGAAUCUCGGGCUUUCGGAGGCUGUUGACGGACAGUUUGUUUGGUAUGUUUCUUUUGAUCGCCUGCUGUCUGCUUGGAGCAAGUAG